This is a messenger RNA of Prorocentrum cordatum, 2746 nucleotides long. Lineage: Eukaryota; Dinophyceae; Prorocentrales; Prorocentraceae. The record is from the annotation of a GenBank genome assembly.
AUGGCCGCCUCGCUCGAUAGCCAUCUUCUCGUGGCUGCUGGCGCCCUCCAGCAGUGUCAGGAUGUGCUCGAUCUCACGACCGCGGCCAUCGCGACCGUUGGGCACGCGAGCGUCGACCAAGGCCUCGAGUUGAUGAAGACUGCCCUGACGAACGCGGCUGCGCUCGCCCUCUCGGAAGCUACGGGCAUCCUGAACAUCAUUCGGUCGUCGCCCUUCAACGCAGCUCAGCGUGCCGAGCUCUCCGAGAUGGAGAGCUCCAGGGUCCAAGCCCACCAGCUGCAGUCGUCGGCCCGCGACCGCGCCGCUGUUUUCCGCCGUGAGCCAGCGCCCGCGGGCCGACAGAGGGGGCAGACUUGCCAUACGUUCCAGACGUACGUGACCGAGAAGAUGUGGCAGCUCUUCAAGGAGCCCAGGACCACCUGGGAUCAGGCGCUACAGGCCAUCGCGCAGAGGUGCGACCAGCUGGGCUUGGUGCACCCGACAGAGCCCACGAUGGUUCACAUGUGGAGCGUGUUCGCGUUGUGCCGCGUGCAAUCCGACGACGAGAUCGACGUGGUCCUGGGCCCCGCGGAGUGCCUCAGGAAGAAGAACGACAUCGCCGACGAGCUGACUUUGCUGAAGAGGCGGCACAGGUUGCGCCACUGGGGGGUCUUGCAGCACUACCCCUCGACGUGCGAGGAGUUGCGCGCGACGUCGCCCACCGUCUACCAGAAGGCCUACCCUGAAGGGGCUCUUCCAGCAACGUGCCCGCUGAACCAGAUCACGAUAGAGGUCCUGGGGAGCCGACUGCCCUGUCGAGUUAGCCGCGGCAGCGUGCGGCGGAGCGUGGUGGCCCCCGCUCGUCGCGCAAGCAUUGGCAGUCGCGUGGACCGCGCCCUCGGUGACAUGAGGCCUGGGGAUCCGUACGUGCCUGGGCUCCAGAUCUACGGCCGCCACCAGGGCCACAGCGACGAGCAGUUCCGCGACUUCGGCAACCAGCCCGCGGGGCACGGCUAUGGGCCCCUGCGCUACGGCGCUCACCACCCGCCGAUGGGGCACGACAACCACCGCCGCCUGCCGUUGGAGGGCGGCCCGACGGGCGGCGGCGUCGGCCUUGGCACCGCGCCCAAGGGGGCGCCAGUCGCCAGGAGCGUCGACGACAUGUCAAGGGCCAUGAAGGAUGCGACCCUCAGGAAGAACGUUGGUGCGGUUGGCGGCGUUGGCGAGGCGGGCGACGGCGGCGUCGGCGGGGCGGGCGGCGAGCAGGGCGCCGACGACGACGAGGGCGCGCUUGAUCCGAAUGGCGCAGAGGGUGCAAACGCCGCGACCGCGAGCAGCCUGCCCAGUCUCAAGUACCCAGGGGCCCCGAAGACCAAGUGGCUUUACACGUCGCUGGAUACGUUCCGCUGGCGCGUGUUCAAAGUCGGUGACAGGGUUGACGCCCCGUUCUCUUUCAGGGUGGAGCCCAAGAAGGCCUGGGCGAAUUUGGUUCGCUACGUUCAGCAGGCAUACGCCUUUGUGUACUCCUCGGUGUACAGUGUUCAAGACCAGCUCGUGAUCGUACUCUCUCUCAUGAGCUCUGUUGUCGGAUACUCUAGCGCCUCUGGUAUUGACGUGGGUGAACUCCGUUUUGGCCAGAGAUUGGUCGUCCCUCAAGACCAGCGCGACUUCAAAGCUAGGUUUCAGAAAGCCUUGCGCAUUGUGCAGCUCACUCGGAUUCUCGAGGUCUCGUCCCGUCUUUGCGUGGCGAUGUCCUUCAGCGUGGUGUUUCGUCCUUUGGGCGUCAUUGCAUGGGGCAUCUGGAGCGCGUUGUUCACGACAGUGAUUUUUCGGUACUGUGGAGAAUCCUGGGGCAGCGCAGUGUGGAAUGCACUUCAGCCUGCAUCGUGGAUGGGAGCUGCAGAGCCGUAUCUCAUGAACCAGGGGCUUGAAAGGCUUUACGGGCGGAACCCAGGUGACACACGUAAGAUCAUAUGGACCUUUAAUUUCGCCCACGGCAUUGAGUCAUUUGCAAUGGUUUUGGUUCUGUACCUUUUCAAGCCCGCUGCGGUGAUUGAUGCGCUUUUACAGGGGCACCAGUCCUACGCGUUCAUUUUUGGGCUGCUGGGUGGCCGCGUCGCCAGCCGCCUCGCCAGCGUCCUCGCCGGCGGCAUGGAGCGGGAGAGCAAAGAGAAGGCUGACAAAGAAAGAGAAGCAAAGAGCAAGCGCGAGGCAGCAGCCAGAUUGGCAGCCACAAAGAAGAAAGUUGAGGAAAGCAGCGAAGAUGAAGAAGAGGAGGAGGAGGAGGAAGAAGAGGAUGAGGCGCAGGAGGAGGAGGAAGAAGAGGAGGAAGAGGGGGAUGACGACAGCGAGGAGAGCGAGGAGCCCAGUGAGAAGGUGGCGAAGAAGGCGAAGCAGGCUGCCGUCAAGAAGAAGGCGUCAACGAAGGAACGAGAUAAGAAACGGAAAGGUAAGGAGAAAGCGAACCGAAAAGGUAAAACCAGAGAAAAGGAAAAAAAGAAACGGAGAAGAAAGAAGGAGAGCUCGAGCGCCAGCGACGAGAGCGCUGGCACCAGCGACUCCUGAGCCAGCGGCGUCGGCGGCCGCUUCCCGCUCGGUCUGGCCAUGUCUCACCCUCGUUCCGCCGCCUCGGCCGAGUGCCAAGACCCCAGUGGCGGACCAUUCAUGGACCGCCGCGUGUUCUCCUUCCGCAUCUUCAUCCCUCUCCUCCCCCGCGCCUCUCUUGCCAUAGCAGCCCAUCGGCAUGCGACCUGGCACCGCGCCCCUA